Messenger RNA from Ceratotherium simum simum (southern white rhinoceros), 2183 nucleotides. Lineage: Eukaryota; Metazoa; Chordata; Mammalia; Perissodactyla; Rhinocerotidae. The record is from RefSeq and is a predicted model, not a curated record.
GCCUGAGAAGGGCUGGGGAAUGUCAGGGCAUAAACAAGCCAGAAAAGCGCUCUGGAGGAAAAGGGAGGCUCCUCUGCAUUUCCCUUUCCCGCAGGCCUGCCCUGGUUUUUCGUGAUGUCAUCCAUUCAUCAUUGUGAUCUGGUUGGCGGUCCCAGGCUUGGCCAGCUGCCCAAGGCCAGGAGGGAAGAGAGAGAUCCCAGGACAAACGUGCAGUGGGCCCCUGAACUUGUGCGGAAAUGUCAUCAAUUCCACAGAGAAAGAAGAAGACAGUAAAAGUCACAAGAUCCUAUCCAACCUUCCCUACCCUGAACGCCUGGGAAGAAUUCAGGGGCCUCUUGCCUGUGGAUGGGGAGCCAAACCCUGGAGUGGGCCUGGGUGUGGAGGAGGGACUGCUCUGCCAGAUGGUUCAUUCUCCGGAAUUCAACCUGUUUCCUGACUCAGUGGUGUUUGAAAGCAAUUUUGUCCAGGUCAAAAAGGACAGGAAGUGGAUAAACAUCUACAAAGCCUCCAACACCAUGGCCCUCGGGGUCACCUCCUCCGUGCCCUGCCUGCCCCUUCCCAACAUCCUCCUCAUGGCCAGCGUCAAGUGGCACCAGGGUCAGAGCCAGACGUGGAACAGACCAUCCACAGCCCCACACAUCAUCCUGAAGAGGAUUCUCCCACUGAAGUUGGUGGAGCUCCAGAUCUGUGACCACCUUCAACGCAUCCUGCGGUUGAGGACAGUCACUGAGAAGAUCUACUACCUAAGGCUCCACCCUGACCAUCCUGGGACUGUCUUCCGCUUCUGGAUCCGACUGGUUCAAAUUCUGCAGAAUGGCCUGUCCAUCACCACCAAAGACCCUAGGAUUCUUGUCACUCACUGUCUGGUACCCAAGAACAGCUACAGCCCCUCAGGAGAUUCUAAGUUAGUACAGAAGAAACUCCAGGCCUCCCAGCCCAGUGAGAGCCUCAUGCAGCUGAUGGCCAAGGGGGAGAGUGAGGCCCUCUCUCAGAUUUUUGCCGACUUGCACCAGCACAACCAGUUCAGUUCCAGGAGCAGCAAAAAGACAGACACCAAAAAGGACAGCUCAGAGAAAGAUACUCCCGGUGAAGACUGCAUCCCUUGCACCCGUGACCUCAGUUGGAGGGAUUCGCUCACCUAUGGAGAGUGGGAAAGAGAGAACCCCUCUGGGCCGCAGCCCCUCUCACUCCUCAGCACUCUGGCAGCCUCCACAAGGCCACAGCUGACCCCACUCAUAGGAAAUUCUAUCUGAACCACCCUUUCACACUGGAGAGAAUCUACGCAGCCCUCACCAAAGCCACUCUGCAGCAUUCAUCUUUCUGAGGGGCUCUGUCUGGAUGGAGGGGAGGAGAAAGCUGCAACUACAGGAAAAUAGAACCAUCUCACGCUGAUAGCAUAGCCUUUCCUUGGAGAACGAUUUGGGAGCAUGGCUCCCGGACGAGAAGCAUUAUUCCAGCAUUAUUCCAGCACGUAACUUCAUGUCCUCACCACCACACCUCACCUCCGUUCCACCACCAGACGGGCACAGGAGGACAUGCUCUCAGGAUGCCCAGGACCAAGAGAUGGAGAGAAGGAAGGAAAGGGAAACAGGACCAGAGGAGAAGUGGAAAAGAACAAAAUGGAAGUGAAGAGGAAGGUGGAGGGAGGAAGUCAGAGAAGAGGGGAGAUACGGAGAGGUGGUAACAGAAAGAAAUAGAAGAGAGUUGGGAGAGAAGCUGAAGAGGACGAGAGAAGAAAUACACUGCUGAGAGAUGCCAAGCUUCUAUUUAUCUAAUUUAACUUGAAAGUAAGGCCAUAUACCAAAAAAGAAAUAUGUUUUCUUCUCUGCUCAGAUUACUCUGGACAAGUAUGAGGGGUCAGAAAUGAAUUCCAGCCAUGGGAUUCUCCUUAAAUUUCCCUUUCUACCAGUUUUUCUUGUUAGUGCCUCUUUUCUGAUUCAAGCUUUGGCCUUCUUCCUUAGCCCAUUCCCUAUCUGAGACUUGCUAGCCUGGCCCUGGUGUUCCAAAUGGAGGUUUGGGGUUGAGGCUGCAGAAACGUUCCUGCAGGAGGUGGUAAGACAAGGUGUGUGAGGAAGGGAAAUUUCUCUUUUGUAUUCAAACUUUCCAAGUCUGCUAAUAUCUCAGCCCUACAAACACUGGCUCAAUUUCUUUUGCAUAUGACACCCCCUUGAAAUGUCAACAUA